AUGAGUAAUUAAUCUUAAUGGAAUGGAGGCUCUAACCCAAAUGAGGCAGAGGGCACUGGUAAACUAGACAUUGAAGACUUGAAGUUCGUACUAAAGAGAAAGUACAGAAUAUUCUUAGAUUAGAUAUCAGCAUAUCCCAAGCAGAGAUGGGUCUUCCUAGUCGUAUUAGCCAUCCUCUACAUAUUGAGGAUAUACAUUAAUGAUGGGUAUGCACUCAUCACUUAUCUAUUGGGACUGUUCUACUUGAAUUAGUUUCUAUUGUAUUUAUCCCCAGCAGAGGACCCAGAGGACAUGGAGUUUGAAAAUGAUUCAGAGUUUAUCCUGCCUAUGAGGGAAAAUGAUGAAUACAAAGGUUUCGCCAGGAAAAUAUAUGAGUUUGAAUUAUGGAAACUACUAACGUAUGCAACAAUGAUGUGCUUUGUAAUGACAUUCUUUGAGUUCUUUGUGUUUCCAAUUUAUUGGCCACUAUUAGCAUCAUAUUUCGUGUUUAUGACUACUUUCUUAUGCAGGUACAAAAUAGAGCACAUGAUCAGAUAUAAAUACAUUCCUUUUGACUUCGGAAAAAAGCAAUAUGGAAAGACUAGAAUAAAGGCAAAGAAUUGA
Messenger RNA from Stylonychia lemnae, 603 nucleotides. The record is from the annotation of a GenBank genome assembly. Lineage: Eukaryota; Ciliophora; Spirotrichea; Sporadotrichida; Oxytrichidae.